Messenger RNA from Bolinopsis microptera, 1007 nucleotides. RefSeq names its product mitochondrial ribosome-associated GTPase 1-like. Gene Ontology annotation, molecular function: GTP binding; GTPase activity. NCBI's taxonomy places the organism in Eukaryota, Metazoa, Ctenophora, Tentaculata, Lobata, Bolinopsidae. Gene Ontology annotation, cellular component: mitochondrion. The transcript is spliced from 4 exons. The record is from RefSeq and is a predicted model, not a curated record. Gene Ontology annotation, biological process: mitochondrial translation. Bases 174 to 974 code for a protein of 266 amino acids.
AGACAUAUGAAACUAACGCUAUGUCUCCGUCUGAUGGACUCCCCGAUGACUGCUCAGCUGAUUAAACAGUUCGUCCCUCGGGAGACUCCUAUCGUGAAACCUCGGGCUACUAAUUGGUUUCCUGGCCAUAUGCCAAGCGGACUCAAGCGAAUGCAGAUGUGAGACUCUUGCAGAUGACAAGAGUUACAGACUGUAUCAUAGAAGUUCAUGAUGCCAGGAUUCCUUUUACCUCACGAAACACUUAUGCAAACCAGAGCUAUGCAGGUCGACCUAGGAUCCUACUUCUAGCCAAGGCAGAUCUAGUGAGCCCACACGAAUUAGAUAUGAUCUGCAAGCAGAUAUCAGUUAAAGAAGGUAUCCCAGUAUGCGCUACUUCAAACACAGUAAAACAGAAAAGGAAGUUUCGGGGCCUUAUCAAAGAUGGAGUAUCCAUGGCUAAUGCAGACCAGCUGACAAUCGCAAAACCUCACUAUACUUUCUUUGUAUCAGGAAUACCCAAUGUUGGCAAAAGCUCCUUCAUAAACACGUUUAAAAAGAAUUUGUACCACGAUAAAAACAAAUUAAAAGUAGCUCCACACCCAGGUGUCACCAAGAAAAUAUCAAAUAGACUGAAAAUUCUGGACGCUCCUAAAGUGUACAUCUACGACACCCCAGGUGUUAAUUUACCUGUACUUGAUAAUCCAGAGUCUAUAAUGAAAUUAGCUGCUUGUGGUGCUGUCCCCACUACAGUUGUUGGCCAGAUACAAGCUGCAGAUUAUAUUUUGUUUUGGUUGAAUAGAAAAGGUCAGUAUAAAUACGCCUUCCAGUGUGGUCUCGCUGGUCCUUCAAAUAAUAUAAUAGAGGUUCUGGCUUACUAUGCCAGGCGGCGGAACCUCAUGCUUCAUGGAAAACCUAUCAUUAACGAUGCUGCUGAACAUUUUGUAGCUAUGUUCAAUAAGGGCGAGCUUGGACAGGUUAUUUUAGAAGAUUUUUAGGUUUUUUAUUUUGAUUUGGUUAUUCAGGAGAUC